UUUCCGACUAUUUAUAUACGGCGAGCUCCCUGAAUAGAGCUCAGUUUGCUAUUCAACGAUGUCAGGCCAAAAGUUAUUGUUCAUUGCUCUGCUCAGCCUGAUGAUGACAGUGGCCUGGACUUUGCCCACUCAGUCAUUGAGUGUGACGAACACAUCGUCGGCGAGAAAGCAACUCAUCAAGGAAUUUGUGGCUAAGGUUCAAGAAUUAAUAAAGAUCUUAAUGCAAGAUUUGUUGAAACUUCCGGUCACGAGAUAGGAUUAUCACUUGCAAAUAAAAGUGUAUUAUUUUGUAAAUUUCAA
Molecule: messenger RNA, 300 nt
Organism: Drosophila simulans
Lineage: Eukaryota; Metazoa; Arthropoda; Insecta; Diptera; Drosophilidae
Exons: 2
Coding region: 59-256 (65 amino acids)
Source: RefSeq, a predicted model, not a curated record